AUGUGGCUUUGCCCUCCGGAAGCUCGCGCGCCCGGCAAGCCACAUUUCGACCACUCGCCACCUGCCGCUCCGGGCCCGCUGCCUCCCGGCCAGUGGCGCAGUCGAGGUAUAGAGUUAGAGACAAGGUUGACCAAAGACUGGCCAGCAAACAACCACUCCAUGUCGCAGGAUGGAGAUAAGGGCGAGCGCAGUGGUGGGUCUGACAGCCGGUCCGACAGCCCUGCAUUGACUGCUAGGUGGAGCGCUGAUCCUGCGUCCAGUCCAGCUGUUCCAGAGCCUAGAAUGGCCUUGUUGGUCCUGGGAAGCGUCUCGCCGACAUGGACACUGUCGGGAGACAGGCUGAAUUUCCCAUCUGCAGCAUCGACCGAUCCUUUCGCCCCCAAGCCUCAACUUCCGUCGCUCGCCGCUCUCUUCUUUCCCUCCCAAAAGAACCUUGCGGAAAUGUCUGUAGCGGCUUCGCGAAGCCACGCGCCGUCCCAUACAGAGUCGAGACUUGCGCCGCCGUCUGAACAUGGCUCACACCGCUCCCACCACUCCGCGCAUUCCCGCCAUUCGGAGCACUCUCACGCCACCAUUCGACGUCCGAGGUCUGAUGCGAGUGUGAGAGAGAGUGAGCACGCCGGCUACAGAGAGGUUCUGAUCGAAAAAGCAACGUCCGAAGCCUCCUUCGCGCACCGUAGCGUCGCGCCUGCCGACAGUGUCUCGCAAGUCAGUUCAAAGGCGUCACGGCGGGAAGAGUACCUUCCUGCGUCCAGAUCCACGGUAUCGCACUCCGCCCCAAGCGUGCAUCCGGACGACAGCAUUUCGCAAGUCGGCGCUCGACCUUCACCGAGCCAUGCUGGGUCAAGGCAUACCUCGCGUGCUUCUGAGGCUGCGGCCUCCCAUCAUUCGCAGCAUAGCCGAGCGCAUUCCCAUGCAGGAUCAGCAAGGCUCACGGAAGCCAAUCUCCACGCUCACGAUGAGCAGCCGCGAAUAGUGGUUAUGGAGGAAUUUUCGGAAUCGGCACGUCGCUCCGAGCACGGUUCUCGGGCCGGCACGGAGCGUUCGAGUCGAGGCAGAGUACUAGACAUCGAAGUGGUUUCUGGUUCGCAUGCUGGUAGCCACAGGUCUCGCUCUGCGACGCCUUCGUCCAAGACCUCGACCGCGAAGCCCUUGGGCGGCAGUACUGCGGGUUCGAAGGCCAGGUCCAAAGUGUUCUUAGUCGAGGAGAAAGAAGUGUCCGAAUCGCGAACGACGAUUGAGAGUGCAUCAGUUGCACGUUCGACGGCUCAUUCUGCUGUGCUAUCGAGGUCUGGUUCCAAGGUCGGGUCGGCAGUGUCGGGCAAUUCGAGCCGUCACUCUGACCUCCAAGAAAUCGACCAUUUGAGUGUACACUCAAGUCACCACUCCAGCCAUCAUUCGAGUCAUCAUGACCUGAUACCGACUACACCACACAAACACGACGCGGCAAAGUCCUUCACCAAGGAGCUCAUUCGACCCCACUCUCCAGCUUCACAUGUCAAAGCGAAGAUCCGGUCCGCCACGACACAACGUGAUUGA
Messenger RNA from Neohortaea acidophila, 1539 nucleotides. RefSeq lists its product as uncharacterized. The record is from RefSeq and is a predicted model, not a curated record. The transcript has 4 exons. Bases 1 to 1539 code for a protein of 512 amino acids. Lineage: Eukaryota; Fungi; Ascomycota; Dothideomycetes; Mycosphaerellales; Teratosphaeriaceae.